AUGGAGGUAAAGUGUGUCAACAAAUCGAAGAAGAGCUCAAAGAAAAGUUCGAAACAUAAACCUAAACUAGAUAAACAGCAAAAAGAACUCGUGAAUAAGCUGAAGCACGUAGAUGUGUUCUACGAGGCACCACCUCCGGGACUUGUGAAGCAAGUAGACGAAAAACCGGAGGAUUGCAUUCCGGAUCUUCCAGAAAACCAAGAUGCAAGAGACUUCCUUGCUAAGGCUCCUAGCAAAGGACUAUGGAUGCCCUUGGGGAAAGAGGUCAAGGUUAUGAAAUGUUGGAGGUGCAAAAGAUAUGGCCAUCGAACGGGUGACAAAGAAUGCCCCAUGUUCAUCAGUGGAAAUGAGCAGACAGAGUCCUUCAGAGCUGUACAUGAGGAUCCCAUGUACGAAUAUGUACAGGAGAGCAAGCGACUGAGAAAAGAAGACAGAAUAAAGCGUCUGCAGUCCCUGCUCGAGGAAUCGGACAGCAGUGAGGGUGACGGCGGCGGCGACGCGGGCAAACGGAAGAAGGGGAAACGACGUCACAGCUCUAGCAGCGGCAGCAGCAGCAGCAGCAGCAGCGAACCGUGUUCUCGCCACAGGAAGAAAAAAUCCUCGCGAAAGAAGCAUCGUUCUUCGAAGAAGCACAAGCGGAGCAGCAAGCAGCGCAAGUAGGGACGUCGCCCGUAUC
Messenger RNA from Priapulus caudatus, 676 nucleotides. RefSeq names its product retinitis pigmentosa 9 protein-like. The coding region runs from base 1 to 660 and encodes 219 amino acids. The transcript has 6 exons. Gene Ontology annotation, biological process: RNA splicing. The record is from RefSeq and is a predicted model, not a curated record. NCBI's taxonomy places the organism in Eukaryota, Metazoa, Priapulida, Priapulimorpha, Priapulimorphida, Priapulidae.